CCCUCACACCGUGAUUACCAGCCAACCUUCCUCCGCAGAGCUGCGCGAACGCGACGCCAUCUUGGAUGGCCCGCCGGCGUCACCUGACCGCGCCCCCGCCCGUCGCCGCCGCGCUUUCCCUCGCGGUGAGGAGGCGAGGCCGGGUGCUGAGGGGUGAUUCGCUCCCUCGCUGGGGCUGUGGGUUAAAGCGGUCGCGUUCCGGCUGCGCGGGGGCUGACCCGGAGACAGGAAGUACCGACGGCUCCUCCCUUUGCCCUCCCGCUCCCCUCCUCUUCCUCGCCCAUGUCCAUACCAAGAUGGCUGGGGUCCCUUUGUAUUUUGUGGAUUUGCAGGAUGACUUAGAUGAUUUUGGGUUCGAAGAUUAUGGACCAGACUGUGACAGCAUGAGAAUAACUGCAUUCUUGGAUAUUCCUGGCCAGGACAACUUAACUCCACUGGCUCGUCUAGAAAAAUAUGCCUUCAGCGAUAACAUAUUUAACAGGCAGAUUAUUGCCAGAGGUCUUUUGGAUGUCUUUCGAGAUUUCAGUAGUAAUGAAGAAGACUUCCUGACUGUAAUGGAAAUAGUGGUCAGGCUCUCUGAAGAUGCAGAGCCGACUGUACGUACAGAGCUGAUGGAACAAAUACCUCCUAUUGCCAUUUUUCUGCAAGAAAAUCGACCAAAAUUCCCAACAGCGUUUUUUGAAUACCUUAUGCCCAUAGUAGUGAGAUACCUCACAGAUGUUAACAAUCAGGUUAGAAAGGCAGGUCAGGAAGCACUGCUUAUACUGCUAGAACAAGAUCUUGUUGCUCAGAGUGACAUUGAAAAUAAGGUGUGUCCAAUUCUGUUGGACCUCUCUGCUCCUGACAGUGAUGAUGAAUACAAGGUGGAAGCUGUGAAUAUAAUCUGUAAAAUGGCUUCUAUGUUGAGCAGAACAACAGUUGAGCACCUGCUGCUUCCUCGUUUCUGUGAACUGUGCAGUGAUGGGAAAUUGUUUCAAGUCCGAAAGAUUUGUGCAGCUAAUUUUGGUGACAUUUGUAAUGCAGUUGGGCAAGAAGCCACAGAAAGAUUGCUGAUUCCCAAAUUCUUUGAGCUCUGUUCUGAUAGUGUUUGGGGAAUGAGAAAAGCUUGUGCUGAAUGCUUUAUGGCAGUGUCUUAUACCACAUCCCCAGAAGUUCGCAGAAGCAAACUAUCCCCACUGUUUAUCAGUCUUAUUAGUGACACUUGCAGAUGGGUUCGUCAGGCUGCUUUUCAGUCUCUUGGCCCAUUUAUUUCUACCUUUGCAAACCCUUCGAGUGCUGGUCUUUACAUUCAAGAAGAUGGGACACUAAGUAUCCAACAGUCAACGCAAGAUGUGAAUUCCAAUUUGUGUCAGCCAAGCAACAAUAAAACUUUAAUGUCCUCCAGUACAAAUGCUACACUGUCCAGUUCAGAACAACCAAUGGAAAUCAAACUGGAAUCAUCGACUGAAGAGACUUCAGCUGAAGUUCAUACAAAGCUCUCUGUUGAGAACCUAAAUAAAGACACACAGGAGGAAAGUUCAUAUUGUUGUACCAAUCCUGGAGAAGAUGUGUCUCGAUUGUCUGAGGGUGACAGAGUUGCUGCUGGUGUCAUAGAAGUCACUAAGGACAGCAGUUUUCCUGGAAUGAACUCAAGGCUACAGUCUGCUGAGGACAUAUUUAAUACUUUUCUAUAUUGGCGCCCUCCUCUGCCUGAUAUAAGUCAGGAUCUGGAGUUGCUUCAGUUCAAGACUGAAACGCAUAAAGAUAGUUGUUCAGUGCCAUGUAAUAACUGUGUUGCUAGUACUGAAAUAAAAAAAGUUCUAGAAAGCUUACAAGAGCAUAUAGAUGAUCCAGAUGUUCAAGUUCAGGUCCAAGUGCUGUCUGCUGCUCUCAGAGCUGCUGAGUUUGAUUCUGUUGGUGACUAUGAGACCAAAAACAUGAAGGAAAGCAGUGGCAAAUUCCAGAAAAAAACAGUUUCAGAUGAAACAACUGUUUCAGAUGCUACCUGUAGCCAGGUGGAGGAGGACACUCUUUCAUCCCGUGCCUCCCAGGAUAACAUCAGUGACCAGUCUAUCACCUGUGUACUGAAAAGCACAAACUCGGAGGAACAACAUAGAGGAACCAGUGUAUUUUUAAAGAAAGAGCAAGAAAGUAAUUUGCCACUGGAUGAUGACAAGUCAAAAUUACAGGAUAUCAUACCUCAGCCUUUAUUAGACCAAUACUUGUCAAUGACUGACCCAGCUCGAGCCCAGACUGUUGAUACUGAAAUAGCCAAACACUGUGCGUAUAGUCUUCCUGGAGUGGCCUUGACACUGGGCAGGCAGAACUGGCACUGCCUGAAAGAUACAUAUGAGACGCUGGCUUCAGAUGUACAGUGGAAGGUACGUCGGACACUAGCUUUCUCCAUACAUGAACUAGCAGUUAUCCUGGGGGAUCAGCUAACAGCUGCUGACCUGGUGCCAAUUUUCAAUGGAUUCUUGAAAGAUCUGGAUGAAGUGCGUAUUGGUGUCCUUAAACAUCUAUAUGACUUCCUGAAGUUACUUCAUGCAGACAAAAGGCGAGAGUAUCUUUAUCAACUUCAGGAAUUUGUGGUGACUGAUAACAGCAGGAACUGGAGGUUUCGUUACGAGCUGGCAGAGCAGCUAAUCCUGAUACUGGAGCUCUAUAAUCCCAAUGAUGUCUAUGACUACUUAAGACAUAUUGCACUAACUCUCUGCUCCGAUAAAGUUUCAGAAGUCCGGUGGAUCUCUUUCAGACUGGUUGUGGCAAUACUACAGAAGUUCUAUGCAAACAAUGCAAAUGCACUGGGAUUAAAUUUCAUUAAUGAACUCGUGGUGCGGUUUCGCCACUGCUCCAAGUGGGUUGGAAGACAAGCUUUUGCCUUCAUUUGUCAGGCCGUAGUAGAAGAAGAAUGUAUGCCUGUCGACCAGUUUGUUGAACACUUACUCCCCAGUCUGUUAAGUCUUGCUUCAGAUCCUGUGCCAAAUGUAAGGGUUCUGCUGGCCAAGGCUCUAAGGCAGACCUUACUGGAGAAAGCUUAUUUUAAAAGCGUUGGUAAUCCUCAUCUAGAAGCUGCAGAAGAGACCAUUUUAGCCCUGCAGUCUGACAGAGAUCAAGAUGUGUCCUUCUUUGCCACCAUAAAACUAAAACAGGGUAACAUGGACAAUACUACCAUUGACAAACAAAACUAAUGUGGUGUUCUGCAGUAAACACUGAACAGCACAAUGGUUAUUCACCUUAUGUUCACAGUUGGUAUGAAUAAUGUGUACGAGUAAGAAAGUUGUUACCUACUUGACCUGGAAAGGUUGUAUUAAAACUGUUAGGGUCUUCAUUUCAUGCCUGUGUUUCAUUUAAGGCUGUGUUUUUGUCUCAUAUGCAUGAAUACUUCCUUUGGUCUUUUGUUUCUUUGUAAAUGUGGGUGAUAACUGAUCUCGCCUGCAGUUAAGUAUUUCAUGUAAGUCCUACACCAUAUUCAGUGUUUCGGUGUAAUUGAAAUUUGUAUUUCCUUUUUAACAAAACAUUUACAGUAGUAGAGAAGUCUACUAUAAGAUCAGAAUGGUUUCUAAACCUUCAAACCUGUUUUAUAGCAAACCUAUGUGAAGAUACUCUCCUCACUUUCAUUGUAGUUUUUGUAUUGUUUCAAGUAUUGCAUUUUAACUGAAAAAAGUGUAUAUAUGUGAAUAGUUUUGAAUUUUAUCAAAAAGCAAUGA
Molecule: messenger RNA, 3689 nt
Organism: Pezoporus flaviventris
Lineage: Eukaryota; Metazoa; Chordata; Aves; Psittaciformes; Psittacidae
Product: serine/threonine-protein phosphatase 4 regulatory subunit 1-like
Exons: 20
Coding region: 66-3170 (1034 amino acids)
Biological process (GO): protein dephosphorylation
Molecular function (GO): protein phosphatase regulator activity
Source: RefSeq, a predicted model, not a curated record